Molecule: messenger RNA, 1008 nt
Organism: Spodoptera littoralis (African cotton leafworm)
Lineage: Eukaryota; Metazoa; Arthropoda; Insecta; Lepidoptera; Noctuidae
Source: the annotation of a GenBank genome assembly
AUGGCAACGUCUGUGCUUGGCGUACUCUUGGCUUUAUUAGCUGUUUCUACAGCUUGGCCCGAAGACUAUGGGCUAAUUAUACUGGACUCUGGUCCUCGCUUCCAGUAUAUGUCAAGCCCUCAAGGUCUCGAAGUAGUGGACCUUGCCUGGAGGCCGAGCGAUCUAUUGAAUAAGAUAUUAUUCAACCCUGAAACUGAUGUCAAUAUCCACCUUUAUACCAGGAAAAACCCCAAAGUGCCCCAGCUAUUAAUUCUAGGGGCAAAUAAUAUCUUAUCUUCAUCCAACUAUGAUCCUGCUAAGAAGACUGUAGUCAUAGCCCAUGGGUGGAAGAAUACUCCUGAUGAUGAUUUUAAUGUUCUUUUAGUUGCUGCAUAUCUGCAAGCUGAGGAUAUAAACAUGAUCAGUGUGGAUUGGAGCACAGGAGCCCGCGCCUCAUACGAUAUCGCCAUAUUUAAUAACAUCAGGACAGGAAAAUAUGUUGCGAAAUUCAUCACCUGGUUGAACUCGGUAACUGGAGCGUCCCUGGACAACUACCACCUCAUCGGGCACAGUUUGGGUGGACAGCAAGUUGGAAUCAUUGGACGGUACGUGGGCGGAGAGGUCGCUUACAUUACUGCUCUGGAUCCAGCGAUGCCCGGCUGGACCCUGAACCCAUUUGGCUUCAAGUCCACUGACGGGAAAUACACGGAGGUGAUACAUACUAACGCUGGGCUUUCUGGUCGCGCUUCAGCUCUCGGUGACGUGGACUUUUAUCCGAACCAGGGAUUUAAUAUGCCAGGAUGUAGUCUGAAUCCAAGCUGCAAUCAUCACAGGUGUAUCUUCUACAUGGCUGAAUCUCUGGUAAAUGGCGGUUUCACUGGACAUCGAUGUGACUCCAUGUUUAAACUCAUUAAGAAAGACUGUGAUGAAUCAGACACUCUGCCGAUGGGAGGACCCACUGCUAAGCCCGGAGCUACCGGGAUAUACUAUUUGAAAACGAAUGAUGAAUCUCCUUACUCACAAGGCUAA